Juglans microcarpa x Juglans regia is the source of this 603-nucleotide messenger RNA. RefSeq names its product TIR-only protein-like. The record is from RefSeq and is a predicted model, not a curated record. The transcript is spliced from 2 exons. The coding region runs from base 1 to 603 and encodes 200 amino acids. Gene Ontology annotation, biological process: signal transduction. NCBI's taxonomy places the organism in Eukaryota, Viridiplantae, Streptophyta, Magnoliopsida, Fagales, Juglandaceae.
AUGCUAAUCACAUGGAAAGUAGCGGUUAUAGUAGCCACGUCGCGGUUACAAGCUUUCAUCCCCAAGUGCUUUGCUAGACCUUACUGCAGGCCGAGCCAUGUACAAACAGUACCAGUACCCCCACACGACGUGUUCAUAAGCCACCGGGGUCCCGAUACCAGAAGACACAUUGCAGGUUUACUCCACGACCACCUUCUCAUGCGGGGGCAUAGGCCUUUCAUCGACUACCGAAACUUGAAAGCUGGUGACAAAUUGUCCGAAAAGAUUGAUACCGCCGUUCGAGAUUGUAAAGUUGGUGUCGUAGUGUUCUCGCCAAGAUAUUGCGAGUCCUCCUAUUGUCUCCAUGAAUUGGCUUUGCUAAUGGAGUACAAGAAAAGAGUUAUACCCAUCUUUUAUAAUGUCAAACCGUCCCAGCUUCGAGUUGGAGACGACGUAUCCAAUGGACGUUGUGUUUCAGAGAAAGAGCUUGAGAGAUUCAGCACAGCACUUGAAGAAGCUAAAAAUAUCGUUGGACUUAGCUUUGAUUCAUCAAGAGGAUAUUGGUCAGAGUUCCUACGAAGUGCUUCUGAUGCCAUCAUAGAGCAGCUCGGCCAGAGCUCCUGA